Humulus lupulus (European hop) is the source of this 2176-nucleotide messenger RNA. RefSeq lists its product as uncharacterized. NCBI's taxonomy places the organism in Eukaryota, Viridiplantae, Streptophyta, Magnoliopsida, Rosales, Cannabaceae. Bases 292 to 2055 code for a protein of 587 amino acids. The record is from RefSeq and is a predicted model, not a curated record. The transcript is spliced from 9 exons.
AAAAAAACAAAAAGGAAAAAGGCGAAAAUCAAAAUAAACCCGCCUGAUUCACGGUCUCCUUAAUAAUCGACCUUAUUUCAAAUAUAUUCUUCAUUUUCGUUCUAUCCGCCUUUCUUCUUCUUCUCAUUUGAACUCUCACUUUCUCUCUCUAAAUUUCAGAAACUACUCACGUUGCGCAAUUGGAUCCUCCAUUAAAUGCUCCAUUCGUUAAGCCUUAAUAUCUAUACAGCUAUUAUAUAAUAUCUACAUAUAUAAAUACACUUGUCGUUUUGUCGAUUUCAUCUGUGAAAAAUGGCGACCUCGGCAUUCAAAUCGACCUCGAAGCGAAUGUCGAUUGGAUCGUCGUCAUCGGCUUCAGUUGACGACUCGGCAUCCUCGAAUCGGAGCUCGGCUCACCGCCGUUCUCGGAGCCUCAGCCGAUUCUCGCACCGGCUACAGACGCCGGCGAGCGAUGAUUUCGAUGAAACUCUAGCUCCAAGAGGGAAGUUCGUUAACACAGUCAGAGGUUCGGGGUUUCCGGAGAUCAGCCUUGAUGACGUCGCCGUUGAGUUCUUUGACUCGGGAGAUAGAGGUCGCUCGGCUUCGCGUAAGUCUGAGGUCACUCCGGAGAGUGGCUCUAGUGCGUCGCAGAGACGAGGGAGGUCCGUGGCGAGGCAGGGCUCGAGGUUGACUGGGGGUAGUAGUGUUGGUGAGGUGAAGGGGAGUGCUGGCAGCAAUUCUGGUAGUGGUGGGGGAAGGUUGACUUCGGAUAACAGUGCUCUUUCGAGAAGAAGGCGUUCGGUUUCGGUGGUUCGGUAUCAAAUUAGCGAUUCUGAGAGCGAUCUAGAUCAUUCCCAGAAACGUAACAGCGCUAAUCCAAAGAGCUUAGGAAGUGGAAAUGACCAGUUACGUUCCUCACAUAAGCCAAAAGCUUCUAACCAUAGACAAGGACUGAGACGGUCAUUCAGCCAGAAGGAUUUGAGGUCCUGCGAUGGCUAUUCUAGCCAUUCCUCAGUUCUAACUGAUGAUGAAGGGAGGGAUGCUCAUUCUGGUAAAAAUGGAAUUGAGAGGACAAUUCGAACAGUUUAUGCACAGAAGAUGGCACAACAUCCAACUGGGGAUGAUAUGAAUGGUAGUUUUUAUGAGGCAAUGCGGACAGAACUUAGACAUGCUGUGAAAGAAAUUAGAACAGAGUUUGAACAAGCAAUGGGGAAGACAAAACCCACAGCUUCUGCAACAGGCGAUUGCUUGCUGUCAAAAGGUUCUGAUGUACUUCAGGCUGUUUCUUCAAUGAGGUGGAAUUACUCAACCCAAUUGGAAGAGUCUGAGAAGCGUAAACAAGAUUUACUAUCAGAAAUUGUGUUGGAGGAGCAACGUAGCAGGGAGCUCUCUAAGAUAGUGAAGGAAUUGAUUCCAGAGCCCAAGAUCAGCGCUGCUGUAGAUAAACCGUCCCGAGUUGGGACAAGAAGGAGGAGUACUGACAAAGGUAGAAUGUCAAAGAGACUGUCUGAGGAGGCAGAGAAAUACAUCGAGGACUUCAUUUCAAAUGUUGAAGAUACAGACAUAUCAUCACUCGACGGAGAAAGAAGUGAUACAAGUUCAAGUAUAGGAGGAGGAAUAUCAAUUGCGAAGGCACGAAUGUCCCAAAAUCCAGCAAUGGCAACACCUCUUCCUAUUGACUCGGACGGAGUUCUACUUCCUUGGUUGAAGUGGGAGACGAGCAAUGAUGCUUCACCCAUUUUAGGCAUCACUAAGAUGGAGUCCCCUGCAACUCCAAAAAAUACUUCAUUUGAUGCUGUUCAGGAGGUUAGUAACGAACAGGAUCAAACUAGUCAGUCAGCCAGUAGCCGAGGGAGCUGGAGUCCAGGGAUUAUGGAUUCGCUUCCAAUGAAAGUAGUAGAAGGCAAAGGAAAUUAUCAGCGGUCAUCAUAUCCAGAUGGAUCAAAAACGCGACAGUUUGACAUGGAAGAUUAUCUCAAGCUUCAAAGAGAUGAAGAUCUUCUCUUUGAAAGAUUUAGACAACAGCAGAGAGUUAAUUCAGGUGGCAUGUUUAUCUGUAACCGAAUGUAUUUUUAGAAGUAGGAAAAAAGUUCUUAAAGGUCUUUUUUUUUUGUUGCAAACUACAGUGUUAUUUGUAUAGUUUAUUCUUCUUUUUCUAUUGAUUAGUAAAUAAUUAGUUCUAGACUAAGAAUUUUUA